AUGGGGAAACCACCCGAGCCUGCGGUUCAAGAGACGACUCCAUUCUCCUUGGCUAUGGAGGUGGAAGAAGAUAUCGAGCAAGAAAUCGAGAACUUCGUGCGGUUCAAGCGACGAGGCGAAUACUUGCAGGCACAGGAGCUUUUUCAGCAAACCCUCUCCAGACACCUCACAUUAUUUCCGGUCAUUGCCGAGUACGCAGAUUUACUUCUGGAACAAGGCAAGUUUCGAACUCUAUCAGAAUUUCUGGAUAUCCAAAUUCAAUACAUGGGGUCGAUGCUUGAAGAGGAAGAAGUAGAAUUGUUACGGAUCAUGAGAUCCCUUGUCCGAAUUCAUAUGAUGGGAGCUUUACGCCCAGCUCUCGAGCAAGCUGAAAUAACUUGGAGUUUUCUCUGUCGUCGGAGAUUCGAGGUGUCUCCUGGUACACUUCCCGGCGAUGUGGAGGUAGGAUCUAGUGAUGUUUCAUAUUAUUGA
Messenger RNA from Penicillium cosmopolitanum, 471 nucleotides. RefSeq lists its product as uncharacterized. The transcript has a single exon. The record is from RefSeq and is a predicted model, not a curated record. The coding region runs from base 1 to 471 and encodes 156 amino acids. Lineage: Eukaryota; Fungi; Ascomycota; Eurotiomycetes; Eurotiales; Aspergillaceae.